UUUAGUGAUAUCUUAAAAGUGAACAUUUGGGAAAACGUAACGUUAUGAUUUUUUUCGUUUUAAAGUAUGUAGUUAAAUGGGAUGUUUCAAAACUGGCUCGCUAGAUGCUUGUUAUGUUUUGGAAAAUUGCAACUGAAUGCUAGACUGCGAGUAGCGAGUGAGCUUUUCUAGCCUUCCAGUUUACGUCGUUAUUGAAAUACUUUGGUUAGCUAUGUGUUGUGGUUCCGUCUGAUCACGGUUUCAUUGCAUACUUUUCCCUCUCUUGUCUAGCUGCUAAAUUAAUGGCUACUUUGCUUUUAUCCCGCGCGGUACAGUUCUCAAUCAUUCUGUCCAUAUGUUCGAACGGCAGAGUGUUGACGCAGCCCACUGUUCCUGACACUUUAACUGCGAAUCCGACAGAACUUCCAUCAGUAACUACAGAUGGUUCGACCAAAAAGCCGGUCAUCUACACAGUCUUUCCAACGGAAGAAAAAUCACAGGCUGUGACCGAAUUUGACUCCACGUCACCCGGUUCCUUUGAAACAGUGACCCCGGAGGCUACCACAGACUCGCUUAAGACCACAAUUUACGCUACCACAGACACAGAUAGAAUUCUAACUGAUGCCACCACCGAAACAAAUGUAAUCCCAACUGAUGCUUCCACCGAGACAGCUUUUAUUCCAACUAUUGCUAACAUCCCAGGGUGCACCUGCGAUGUGACCCCUGGCUUGUGCGAUAUUGGCUGUUGCUGUGAUACCAGUGACUGUGACAUGAAUGACUUGGGUUCUGUCUUCUCUGGUUGUGAAGGUGACCAGAGGUCUGGUGUAUGCAUUGAAAGCUGGUUGAUGUUCAGAGGAAAUGUAGACCCUGACCUCAUCACAGUCAAUGACUCAUACUUCUGUGUCCGAAGUGAAGUUCAGCCGAAAGAUGCUCAGGCCCUUCCAGCUCUGUCUUCACUUCCCAGGGUUCAGGACUCUUACUCAUUCUCGCAACAAGAUAAUCUCCUCUCCAGCACCACAGCUUCAGCUUUCUAUAGAGUUGAUGAUGCCAUCCUGACGUAUUUCAGCAGCUCAUCCCUGUUGGGUGUGCUGAGACAGCCUUCACCCGGGGCAGCUACCACUUCCUGUGUGGACCGGAACCCUGCCCGGUUCCUGCGCUCCGUCUCGCUCUUCUGCUCCCGCUCAGUGACUCCCGACUCCUGUGUGGGGGGGGGCCUCGGACUCAACGCGCGCUCGUACUUCAGCGGCAUCACACUGCUUAAGGCCCCUGUCCCACAGAAUGUCUCCACUCCAAACUUCACGAUCCCACUUACUGCGCUGUCAGAAUGGCCAGAGCCAAGCUUAGAAAACAAUUCUUGUUUGAAUGUUGUAUCAAAGGUGGAGUAUGUCAUUGAGUACACAAGUGAAGGGGUGAUUACCAAUGUGAUGGUGAACCUGAACCUAACAAGCACUAACUCAUUCACACAGCUGUUGCAAGAGCAUGCUGUACGCUACACGUUGGCCACACCUUCACCUACCCCUGGGCCCUCCCCUGUGGUAGGACUACUCUCAGGGGCUCCUGUGAUUGGCCGGUUCGGUAACAUCGUCCAACCUGUCACAGUACAGGGGACGCCUCAGGGGGGCGAGUGCUCUAGCACCGUUAAGACCCGGACCCCUGUUCUCUUCACUCACAACUAUGUCACUGGCUGCACCUUUAGCUCUCCUUCACAUAAUUGUUCUGAGCUGCGAUCUCAACUCUUCGAGAUUCUUGAGGGGUCUGCAAGCCCUGACGAUAUAGCCAUGAACUCGGGCACACAACCAGACUGGACAAGAGUCAUCACACAACGUUGUGGUGAUACUGUAAUGGAGGACUGCGAGUUGGGUUGUCUUGUCCCUCACUCCCUCUCUGUUCAGCUUCUCUGGGCUCAGCGAGGACUGCUCUCACUACCCCAGAAUCAGAUAUUGGGGGCAAAAUUCCUAUUCCAGUGUCAAAUAGUAAAGUGCCCUGUCACGUCUCCACUUGUAGUUACAACUGAGGUGACAUUCUCUGAUGCCACCGUUUACCCAGAACCUCCCAGGGGCCAGCCGCAGCCUCAGUGGAAAUUCCCUUUUGGGUUCUUCUCCAGAGGAACAGAGGAACAGGAUGCUGGUGCUGCAAUGAACUGCUAUGGCCACAGUGGGGCAGUGUGGGGCACUCUGUGGAUUGUAACUUUUGUACUCAUGAUAUCGUAGGCUGCUGAUCUGAUAUCAGUCACUGCAUAGUCACGGUACUCUUUGACAUUGGGUCCACACUAGCUGUAAUGUUUUUGGUCCCUAUUAACAUAGAUUAUGAUCAGACCCGAAUGGCCCUUUUCUAGACAGUUCUGGAUGUUUUUUAAUAUAGUCUGUGAUG
This is a messenger RNA of Megalops cyprinoides (Indo-Pacific tarpon), 2349 nucleotides long. RefSeq names its product tectonic-3-like. NCBI's taxonomy places the organism in Eukaryota, Metazoa, Chordata, Actinopteri, Elopiformes, Megalopidae. Gene Ontology annotation, biological process: cilium assembly; smoothened signaling pathway. The record is from RefSeq and is a predicted model, not a curated record. The transcript has 14 exons. Bases 282 to 2189 code for a protein of 635 amino acids.